UGUUGUAUGUUUUUGAUUUGAAACUGUUUUCGUAAUUUAUCACAUAAAUGCAAUUAAUAUCGUGAUUAUGUUCAUAACAAAAUACUGUAAUUAAAUAAAGUUUACGUCUAUGCGUAUAGCAGUCAUGAAACUCCUGUUUAUUGUGCUGAAAUUGAUAUAACAUUCACCAACUUUCUAUUUUGUGAACAUUUACGAAAAAUUCUUUAAAAUGGACAACAAGCACACUGUUGUUGAUAAAUUGCUAUGCAUGGCGUGUCUGUGUGUGGGCAGGACCCUGCAGAAAGUUACGGACGAGAGAAUGAAGCGAUUUUACUUGGACGCAUUAAAUGAAAUUCCUCUAUGUGACAUGCCCCAAGUAUGCCCCAGUAUUUGCUGGGAGUGCGAAGCUCUGCUGCGGAAGGUGGUCUCAUUCAAGGAACAGAUUAUGGACUCGUACAGGAUUCUUCAGACUUAUACUAAUGAGAAUCUCUAUGAAUGCCUGCUAACGGACAUAAGCCGGCCUCCACGGUUGAUUGUCCGGGUGAACAGUCCGGUGAAUGUCAUUCCGGACUGUGAACAGAAACCAGACGUACAGAAAGACCUGCAGCUGACUGUGUAUGUUAAAGACGAGGUGAAGAUUGACUGGGAUGAUGAUAGAGAUGAUCUAGAUAUAACACCAGCAGAACUGGAGGAUCCUGUGGUAGAUGAACCAAAAGAAAUAAACACAAUGAAGAAUAAAAUUGUAAAGAAACGGAAAAAGAAAGUGAGGAAAACUAGUUUGAAGAAAACUAAGAGUCAGAAACAAAAAUCAGAUGGUAAAAUAAUAACCAUAGAGCUAUCUUACGAAGAAAUGUUAGCCGAGCGCGAGAGAGACGCGACCAGAGACAAUUAUGUGAAGGCCCAGUACAAAUGUACCACGUGUAUUAUUGGAUAUAACUAUAUCAAGUCGUAUGAAGCUCAUAUGACUAAUAAGCAUUCUUCGUACUUGGGCGAAUACAGCUGUCCGAUAUGCAAAACCGUAAUUUCAUCAGUGGAUUCCUUCACCGCGCAUUAUAAGAGGCAUAUGCGAAGGUACGAAUGCAGUAUAUGCCACAAACGCACAUUGGACAUGAAAGUAAUGCAACAGCAUUAUUAUUCCACACAUGAAAUAACGCUCAAGCAGUAUAAGUGCAAUGUUUGCGGGAAGAUUUCUAAUUCCAUAGAUUCUCACCGGUACCACAAGGACACGCAUAAGGCAAGGGUGCAAUGUCCGGAGUGUGACAAGAAUUUCAGCCACCGAGCCGGUCUCAUGAACCACAGACUUGCAGUACACGAGCUGCAAAACGCCUUUCCCUGCACAGUGUGCGAAAAAGUGUUCAGAUGGAAGGCCAGUCUCAAGCGGCACAUGGAGAAACAUCAUGUUAAGGAUAAAAUGGCGUCAGCGGCAUACUGCGCGGCGUGCGGCAUAAGCUUUUCAUCCGUGUGCUCCUACCAGCGGCACAUGAAGAACAGCCUCAAACACGUCACACAGGAGCAACUCAGGUUUAUCUGCGACCAUUGUAACAAACGAUUCGCGGACAAGACUAAACUCCGGGACCAUAUAGAAGAGAAGCAUUUACACAGGACCUAUCAGUGCCACAUAUGCAAUAAGCCCAGUAAAAACCGCGUGGGUUUGGACCAACACAUACGGAACGUGCAUCGCGGGCGGCCCAACAACAAGAUGUGUCACCACUGCGGAAAAGGGUUCCCGACUAAGGUCCAACUGGAGUCCCACAUUAGAACGCAUACGGGCGAAAGACCGUUUAUAUGCGAAUUCUGCCCCACCACCUUCUCGCAGCAGUCCAACCUUUACAAACACAACCGACAGGUCCACCUGAACAUAAAGUCUAAACGCUACCCCCUCUGCAAGAAGACUAAACCGGAAGAGCACAAGCCCCCCGCCCCCGCGCUGGAGGACUUCCGGCCUGUUGCUGUGUUGCACUUCGAGCACGAGCGAGGGUUUCUAUGAACUGACAGUGUGUAGAUAUGUAAAAUAGCUGUACAAUUUGAUAAGAACUCAUGUUAUAUUGUAAAACUUUUUAUAUGUACUGUGGUUUUGGUGUCGCUAAUAAAUUAUGAUGUAGUUUGAAGCUUGAAAAAUAAAAAAUAAAACA
Leguminivora glycinivorella is the source of this 2111-nucleotide messenger RNA. Its product is annotated as zinc finger protein 883-like. The coding region runs from base 209 to 1966 and encodes 585 amino acids. Lineage: Eukaryota; Metazoa; Arthropoda; Insecta; Lepidoptera; Tortricidae. Gene Ontology annotation, biological process: regulation of transcription by RNA polymerase II. The record is from RefSeq and is a predicted model, not a curated record. Gene Ontology annotation, cellular component: nucleus. Gene Ontology annotation, molecular function: DNA-binding transcription factor activity, RNA polymerase II-specific; RNA polymerase II transcription regulatory region sequence-specific DNA binding. The transcript is spliced from 14 exons.